This is a messenger RNA of Cryptotermes secundus, 1285 nucleotides long. Its product is annotated as aladin. Gene Ontology annotation, molecular function: protein binding. NCBI's taxonomy places the organism in Eukaryota, Metazoa, Arthropoda, Insecta, Blattodea, Kalotermitidae. Gene Ontology annotation, biological process: nucleocytoplasmic transport. Gene Ontology annotation, cellular component: nuclear pore. The record is from RefSeq and is a predicted model, not a curated record.
GAGAGUGGAGACAAGCUGAUUGCUGCUGUAUCGCAGACAAGAGCCUGGCCUGUCAGUCCUGUUCGUUGCCUGGCAUGGCACCCACACUGCACCAAGCUGGCUGUUGCAGCUUGGGAUGAUUCAGUUCAUGUGUACAGCUCAAACACAUUCCUCACACCCAUUCUAAAGUGCAAGAGUCAGCGUGCUGUGUCCUCUAUGGCAUGGAGGCCACUGUCUGCAUCGGAGCUGGCAGUAGGCUGCGAGGGAGGGGUGUUUGUAUGGCAGCUGGACCCAAACUCAGUUGUGACCAGACCCUCCAUGAGUUGUGCCACUGUGCUACAGAAACUUCACCACUCACCUGUCACCAGCAUCACCUGGAGCCCACAAGGAGAUGUACUACUGACAGCUUCUGCAGCUGACACUGCUAUGUAUGUGUGGGAUGUGGCCAUGGAGAAAUCUGUGGCUCUGAGACGUGUGGGUGGUGGAGGUGUGUCUCUGGUCACAUGGUCUCCAGAUGGCUCCAAGGUGUUUGCUGCUACGACUGGCAUGAUAUUCAGGGUGUGGAACACAGAUCGGUGGUUACCCGAGCGGUGGACUGUUGUGUCUGGACAUGUACAGGCUUCAUGCUGGAGUCCUUGUGGUUCUGUGCUGCUGUUUGCUACCUCAGAGGAGCCCAUGGUCUAUUCUCUGACAUUUAGCAAGCUGGACACUGUUUUCCAGCUUGAUGAAGCCUCCAAGACUGCUGUUCCUGUCGUGGAUUUGACUGAGGUGGAAUUAGAAGAAGGGCAGAGAGUGGGCGGUAUUGUCACAUCACUGGCAUGGGAUGCCAGGGGGCAGCGCUUGGCUGUGCUCUUCAAGAAAACAGAUCUUGUAGCCGUAUUCUCAACAGAAAUACAUGCUGUGCUACAGGUGUCCCCAUGGGCAAGACAUGAUGUCAGUCAUCUGCAUGAUGUAUGCCUAUUUGAAAUUCAACUGUCUUAUCUAUUAUCUAANCAAGGUGUGUCUGGAGAAAUUCCAAACUGCAUCAGUUUUCAGCAGAAUUUUGAAGAAGGAGCAUGCCUCACCAUUGCAUGGUCCAGUGGGCGUGUGCAGUACUUCCCAUUGCUGCAUACAGAUCUCAAAUCUGAACGAAAGAUCCUCCAGGAGACUGGUCGUAGUCCAGACUACUCAUUGAAGAAUAUCUCUCUCACAUCUACUUUCAGGUCUCCAUGAUCCAUUUCAUUCGAUUUGGCAACAAAAAAUUUUGUAUUAUCAGUUGGUAUGUGAUUCAGACUAGAAAUAAACACUUGUAACUAUUUAUACUGGA